CUGAACACCAAGCCUUUCAAGAUGGUCCUUCUCAGUAUUCUUAGCAUCCUCGUUCUUUGGGAACUGGUGCUUUUCAUGGACCACAGGGCCGAGUUGGCAAAGGUAGGGCAGCCUGUGGUUGCCCCCCUGGCUGAGGACCCUAGCUGGCCCCUGAUUCGGGACCUGCUAGAAGAAGCUCCUGGCAAGCAGCAGAGGAAGCCACAGCUCCAAGGACCCCAACUGGAGUACAUGCUGAAGUUGUACCAGAGUUCAGCUGACUCACUCGGGAACCCUAGGGAGAACCGCACCAUUGGAGCCACUAUGGUGAGGCUGGUGAGGCCCUUGGCCAAUGUGGCAAAGCCUCUCAGAGGCCCCUGGCAUUUACAGACCCUGGACUUUACUCUGAGACCAAACCAGGUAGCAUACCAACUAGUCAGAGCCACUGUGGUUUACCGCCAACAACUCCACCUAACUGGCUUCCACUUCUCCUGCCAUAUGGAGCCCUGGGUCGAGAAAAGCCCAACCAACCACUUUCCUCCUUCAGGAAGAGGUUCCUCAAGGUCUUCCCUGAUGUCUAAAGCUUGGAGAGAGAAGGAUAUCACACAAGAUGUUCGGCAAAGGUUCUGGAAUCACACAGGGCAAAGUUUCUGGAAUCACACGGGGCCCAGUGUCCUACGACUUUUCCUGUGUCAGCAGCAAAAUGGUAGUAAAGGUCUUGAGCACCAGUGGCGUGAUACUUCAUCCUUGGACUUUGCCUUCUUGUUACUCUAUUUCAAUGACACUCAUAAAAGUGUUCAGAAGGCUCAAUCUCUUUCCAGGGUCCCAGAUGAAUUUAUAGAAAAGGAAUUUCCUCUCCUCUUGCAAAGAACCCGACGAGCAAACAGUAUUACGUCUCAGCUUCCUGGCUCCUCCCGGGAACGUAAUGGGCCUGAAAAUAACCAGUGUUCCCUCCACCGUUUCCAAGUCAGCUUUCGCCAGCUGGGCUGGGAUCACUGGAUCAUUGCUCCCCAUCACUAUACCCCGAACUACUGUAAGGGAGUCUGCCCUCGGGUACUUCCCUAUGGUCUCAAUUCCCCCAACCAUGCUAUCAUCCAGAACCUUGUAAAUGAGCUGGUGGACCAGACUGUCCCUCCACCCUCGUGUGUCCCUUAUAAGUAUGUCCCCAUUAGUGUCCUUUUGCUUGAGGCAAAUGGGAGUAUCUUGUACAAGGAGUAUGAGGGUAUGAUUGCUCAUUCCUGUACAUGCAGAUGA
Molecule: messenger RNA, 1230 nt
Organism: Propithecus coquereli (Coquerel's sifaka)
Lineage: Eukaryota; Metazoa; Chordata; Mammalia; Primates; Indriidae
Gene: BMP15
Product: bone morphogenetic protein 15
Biological process (GO): BMP signaling pathway; SMAD protein signal transduction
Cellular component (GO): extracellular region
Molecular function (GO): growth factor activity; cytokine activity
Source: RefSeq, a predicted model, not a curated record